Phialemonium atrogriseum is the source of this 1273-nucleotide messenger RNA. Its product is annotated as flavoprotein. The transcript has a single exon. Gene Ontology annotation, molecular function: phosphopantothenoylcysteine decarboxylase activity; FMN binding. The record is from RefSeq and is a predicted model, not a curated record. Gene Ontology annotation, cellular component: phosphopantothenoylcysteine decarboxylase complex. The coding region runs from base 500 to 1234 and encodes 244 amino acids. NCBI's taxonomy places the organism in Eukaryota, Fungi, Ascomycota, Sordariomycetes, Cephalothecales, Cephalothecaceae. Gene Ontology annotation, biological process: coenzyme A biosynthetic process.
UUUUCAUGAUAGAACUCAAGGGACGCAUUCCUAAUUCUGCCAUUGUCAUUAUUCGGAAUUUACUGCAGCUACAAUGGACCUCAAGCCCCAUUCUAACAAGCUGAUCGAUAGAAUAGACGCCGUACUGGAGGAGUUACGUGUUAAUUAUCCACGCGAAUCAGGGGCUCAAAAGUUGUAGAAACACCCCCCUCCUUUUUUUUCGAAUAUUUUUUCCUCUCUUCCUUUUGUUUUCAUUUGGGGAUCAUCACACACAAUCCUGUUUUAAUUUUCCCGCUGAUCUCCUCGCCCUUCCUUUCAUUGCGCCUGCUUUGUUUGCGAGUAGGUUAGUCGACCAAAACUGAGAUAUGUAAGCAGAAUCCGGUUCGGCUCAGCUUCGGCACUAAAUGUAUUUACUUCAUGACGCCAGACUUGAGUCACACCAUCCAACGCAUCAACGUCUCUCACAAAUUUUACCAGAGGUUGAACAAGUUUAAGAUUUUCAGAGUCAGCGCGGACAGCCAUGUCCGAAGCCAGCCCCCUGACGCCCGCGGCAUCCGUCGCAGCCGCAAUCCACGACGGCCGGCGGCAUCUACUCUUGGCGGCGAGCGGAUCCGUGGCGACGAUCAAGCUUCCGCUCAUAAUCUCGGCCCUGCGGCACCACGCCAACCUGUCGAUCCGCGUCGUCCUCACCAAGGCCGCGGCCAGGUUCCUCGCCGGCCAGUCGCCGGAGCAGCCCACCGUGGCCGCCCUGGCCGCGCUCCCAAACGUCGACGGCGUCUACCAGGACGACGACGAGUGGGUCGGCGGCUGGACGAGGGGCGCCGAGAUACUGCACAUCAGCCUCCGGCGGUGGGCUGAUAUCCUGGUUGUGGUGCCGCUGAGCGCAAAUACGCUGGCCAAAAUCGUCAAUGGGAUGUCUGAUACCCUACUCACAAGCGUGAUCAGGGCGUGGGAUACCACGGGGCUAAUUGAUGGGAAGAAGGCGAGGAUUCUUGUGGCUUUGGCAAUGAAUACGGCGAUGUGGACCCACCCUAUUACUGCAUCUCAGAUAAGGGUGCUUGAGGAGGAUUGGGGGGUUAAAGAUGGUAGCAGGGAUGGAGAGGAGGAGAAGGGCGAUCCCGCAAGGCAGGGUUGGUUUGAGGUCUUGAGGCCCAUUUCUAAGACCUUAGCCUGUAACGAUGUCGGGCUAGGCGCCAUGAUGGAGUGGACAGCUAUUGUGAAGAUUAUCGAGGAGCGUAUGGGGCUCUCCUCAUAGAUCCACACAAGCCAGAUAUAUCGUCCAAGGACGGGGUAA